Carassius gibelio (silver crucian carp) is the source of this 2166-nucleotide messenger RNA. Its product is annotated as prenylcysteine oxidase 1. The record is from RefSeq and is a predicted model, not a curated record. Gene Ontology annotation, molecular function: prenylcysteine oxidase activity. The transcript is spliced from 7 exons. The coding region runs from base 179 to 1708 and encodes 509 amino acids. NCBI's taxonomy places the organism in Eukaryota, Metazoa, Chordata, Actinopteri, Cypriniformes, Cyprinidae. Gene Ontology annotation, biological process: prenylcysteine catabolic process; prenylated protein catabolic process.
AUUUCCGGUUCCGUGCGGAAGGACUUCGCCCGCUUGAUUUCACGCACCUGGUUUAUGCACUUUAUUGUUUUUGCACAAAAAUUGUAACUUGUCAUCCCGACCUUCAAAGCGGUGAGAUACUCGUUUUUACAGCUGCGUAUAGUAAGAUGUUGAUACUGUGAAACACUGAAUCCCUAGAAUGGCUCUGAGACACUUGUCGGUGAAGACUCUCCUCUUCCUGGGGCUUUGUCAGGUUGGACGCCGAGGUUUUGCUUCUGCACCCGAAGUCAGAGAGGCACCAAAGAAAAUUGCGAUAAUUGGCGGUGGUAUUGGAGGCACGGCAGCAGCGUUUUUCUUAAGACAAGAGUUUGGACCGGCAGUGAAGAUCGAUGUGUUUGAGGCUGGGACUGUGGGAGGGCGUCUGGCCACUGAAAACAUUGGUGGAUAUGAGUAUGAGACAGGAGGAUCUGUUAUUCACCCCCUCAACCUGCACAUGAAGCACUUUCUGGACAAACUCGGUCUUUCUCCUCGUGCUGAUGUGUCUUCAAAACUGGCGAUAUUUGACGGGAAGGAGCUGACCUUUGAAGAGAGCGACUGGUUCGUAGUGAACUUCAUACGCAUGCUGUGGAGAUACGGCUUCAACUCCAUUCGAAUGCAUAUGUGGGUGGAGGGCAUACUGGACAAGUUUAUGAGGAUAUAUCAGUACCAGCAGUAUGGCUACUCGUUCUCCAGUGUGGAGAAACUGCUUCAUGCUAUGGGUGGAGACGGUUUCCUCACUCUGGUCAAUCAGACGCUGGAGGAGGCCAUGCUGGCUGAGGGCUUCUCUCAGGUCUUUCUCAAUGACGUCGUAGCACCCGUCACAAGGGUCAACUACGGCCAAAGUGUCCGAAUCAGUGGAUUUGCAGGUGCUGUUGCACUAGCAGGAGCUGACUCAGGAUUGUGGGCCGUGGAUGGAGGGAAUAAGAUGGUUUGUUCAGGGCUUCUGUCCCACAGCAAAGCAGAACUUGUUCCAGCUCGUGUGACUACCAUCUCCAUGAAGAUGAGACCAUCCAAAACUGAUUCGGCUGUGAAUUUCUAUGAAGUGAACUACGUCGGUGAGUCUGGUGCUGCCCACUCCACGUAUGACAUAGUUGUAGUUGCCACACCUCUCCACCAGGACGUGUCUGACAUCAACUUCUCAGGCUUUUCUCCUCCCAUCCCAUCCCACUUCUCUGGCCGCUACCAUCAAACGGUGGCCACGCUGGUCCACGGUCUGCUCAAUGUGUCGUAUCUGGGCACCACAGAGAAGCCGGAAGACUUCUAUGUUUCUGACGUCCUCACAUUAGACAACAAAGCCUCUGAGAUCCACAGCCUGAGCUCUCUGAACCCGGUGAAGAUUCCCAAGGGUCACUCGCCCAGCCCUGCCAGUCAACGCAAAGUAUGGAAGAUCUUCUCCUCACAGCCACUCUCUCAGAAGCAUCUGCAGCAAAUCUUUCUUUCCUGGGACUCGGUGUCGGAGAAGCGCUGGCUCGCGUACCCUUCCUACAACCCGCCGCACCGCAGGACGCCUCCCUUCAUCCUCCACGAUCGCCUCUACUACCUCAACGCCGUGGAGUGGGCGGCCAGCGCCAUGGAGAUGAGUGCCAUUUCUGCCCGUAAUCUGGCCCUGCUCGCCCACCACCGCUGGUACGAGCAGACGGGCAAAAUCAACCAGGAGGACCUGCACACCAGACUCAGAGGUGAACUCUGACAGAGCAGCAGUGCUACUUUGGGUUCAUAAGUAAUACAAUCUCAUACGGAGAUGAGAGACUGUAUUAAUGAAAACAGUUGAUUCUAAAAUCGGCUCAAAAUAAUUGAUAUCCUCCGAUUGGAUUGAUUCAGUCUAGCUAAAAUAAUCUGUGUGUGACCAUCAUACACUAGAUGAAGUUCUCUCGCAGACUGGCUUUGACUUUCGGCAACUUCUCCAGACUGAAAAUCAGGGCAAAAAGUCCCGCAGUGCAUUCCAGCCUUUAAAAAUGAUACAAUUAUUACUAAAUUGUUUUCGUUAAUUGAAAUAAAGCUGAAAUAAAAUAAAAUAAAAAUAUUAGACAAAACUAAAAAUACAAAUGUUGCUUCUGAAGUAACUGACAACAAUGACAAAAAAAAGAACUGCAUAGUCAAGAACUGCAUUGUAAAAUCACAAUUAAACACGUUUUCCAUUCUCAUUUA